AUGUCAGCUGUGAAGAAUGUUAAACGGAGGAAAUUGUCCCAUACGUCCUCGGAGCCUGCCCCCGAUGAUGUGCCUUCAACCUCGGAGCGCCGGGAGGAAGCUCCUGAAGAAAGCAGCGAGGAACAUGCAGACGCAAAGGCACCGAAAUCAUUCAAGGAUUUAGGAAUCAUAGAUUCGCUGUGUGACGCAUGUACCUCCCUUAGAUAUAAAGCUCCAACCCCGAUUCAAGCUGAAUCUAUACCUCUGGCACUGCAAGGAAGGGAUUUGGUGGGGUUAGCAGAGACAGGAAGCGGGAAGACUGCGGCUUUCGCAUUACCAAUUCUUCAAGCCCUUAUGGAAAAGCCACAGCCCUAUUUUGGGCUAGUUUUGGCACCGACUCGAGAAUUGGCUGUGCAGAUAUCGGAAGCAUUUGAGGCCUUAGGUUCGCUUAUUUCAGUCCGAUGCGCCGUUAUAGUAGGAGGAAUGGACAUGAUAUCUCAAUCAAUUUCUCUGGGAAAAAAACCACACAUUAUCGUUGCGACGCCUGGAAGACUUCUUGACCAUCUAGAGAACACAAAAGGAUUCUCGCUGCGCAACCUGAAGUACCUUGUGAUGGACGAAGCAGAUCGACUACUCGACUUGGAUUUCGGCCCUGUGCUGGACAAGAUAUUAAAAGUUCUUCCCCGAGAGCGCCGAACAUACCUCUUCUCCGCGACUUUAAGCUCCAAGGUCGAGUCUCUGCAGCGCGCCUCACUUUCAAACCCUCUACGCGUUUCAAUAUCUUCGAACAAAUAUCAAACGGUCUCAACGCUCCUCCAAUCCUAUAUUUUCAUCCCCCACAAGUACAAGGAUGUUUAUCUUGUUCACAUCUUAAACGAGUUCCCUGGCCAAUCGACCAUAAUCUUCACCAGAACCGUGAACGAAACACAACGCCUUGCCAUCCUUCUGCGCGCCCUAGGAUUCGGCGCAAUCCCUCUGCAUGGCCAACUAUCCCAAUCUGCCCGGCUUGGGGCCCUCGGCAAGUUCAGAUCCGGAAGUCGAAAUAUCCUAGUAGCCACCGAUGUUGCUGCGCGAGGCCUUGAUAUCCCUGCUGUGGAUCUGGUAUUGAAUUUUGAUCUUCCAUCCGAUAGCAAAACGUAUAUUCAUCGUGUUGGCCGUACUGCUCGUGCAGGCAGGAGCGGGCGUGCCAUCAGCAUCGUUACGCAGUAUGAGGUUGAGAUAUGGCAGCGGAUCGAGGUCGCAUUGGGGAAGCAGCUGCCUGAGCAUAAAACUGAAAAGGAGGAGGUUAUGGUACUGAGUGACAGAGUAGGAGAUGCUCAGCGAAUGGCAGUGACGGAGAUGAAAGAUCUCCAUGAGAAGCGAGGGACAAAGGGCGCCACGCUUCGAGGACGGAGGAAGGGAGAUUCGAAGAGGAGUAGAGAUGACAUGGACCGGGAGGAGAAGUGA
This is a messenger RNA of Microsporum canis CBS 113480, 1425 nucleotides long. Its product is annotated as ATP-dependent rRNA helicase RRP3. The record is from RefSeq and is a predicted model, not a curated record. Bases 1 to 1425 code for a protein of 474 amino acids. The transcript is spliced from 2 exons. Gene Ontology annotation, molecular function: nucleic acid binding; ATP binding; RNA helicase activity. NCBI's taxonomy places the organism in Eukaryota, Fungi, Ascomycota, Eurotiomycetes, Onygenales, Arthrodermataceae.